Molecule: messenger RNA, 4071 nt
Organism: Physeter macrocephalus (sperm whale)
Lineage: Eukaryota; Metazoa; Chordata; Mammalia; Artiodactyla; Physeteridae
Gene: HTRA4
Product: HtrA serine peptidase 4
Biological process (GO): programmed cell death; positive regulation of apoptotic process; proteolysis
Cellular component (GO): extracellular region
Molecular function (GO): serine-type endopeptidase activity; protein binding
Source: RefSeq, a predicted model, not a curated record
AUGGGAGAAUGCACUCCCAACCCCAGUGCAUCAGCCAGUUUUGGGAAUUACUCUGUUCUCUUUGAGAUGUUCUUUGACCCCAAAUACUGUCACUUCGGCCCCCGUUCUUGGUGUUCUGAAUUUCACGAGGUGGGGAAGGGCCGGGACGCGGGGCGGGGUGGGGAACGGGUGUGUGUGGAGAGGGCUGCCAGGUUCUGCCCCUUAAAGUCGGGGGCUGAAGGAGGCGGCACCCCAGUCCGGAGAAAGCGUUGCUCGUCUGAGAGCAGCUGCGGGUCCAGAGGAGAGUCCUCGGGAAAGUGGGAGGGAAGGAGGAAGGGGGAGGGGGGACGAGACCCCUGCUGCGGCCCGCCGGGGCGCGGAGUCCAGGCCAGGAGGGCCAGGCCCGCGGCUCGCUGCCCGCCGCUGCCCUCCGCUCGGCGGGGGACGGCCCCGGGGCUCGACGGCUGCGGGGGCUGCCGCGUCUGCGCCGCGGCCGAGGGCGAGGCCUGCGGCGGGGCGCUCGGCCUGCCGUGCGCCGCUCGCGCCCCGGCUCCUCGCCGGUGGGGGGCGGCCGCGUGCGGCGGCGACGGGCGCACCUACCCCAGCCUGUGCGCGCUCCGCGCCGAGAACCGCGCCGCGCGCCUCCGUGGCGCGCUACGGGCCGUGGCGGUGCGGAAGCGGGACUGUGAAGCCCCAGGGACCAGAAGCCCAGGCUGACUCAGGAGCAAGUACAUCUUCAUCGCCGCCGUGAUGGAGACGGUGGCCCCGUCCGUGGUCCACUUACAGCUGUUCCGCGGGUUGCCUCUCAGCAGUGAGGAUAUUCCUGCAUCCAGUGGCUCUAGGUUCAUAGUGUCUGAGGAUGGGCUUAUUGUUACCAAUGCCCAUGUCCUCACGAACCAGCAGCGGAUCCAGGUGGAGCUCCAGAGUGGGGUCCAGUAUGAAGCCACUGUCAAGGACAUUGACCAUAAAUUGGAUCUUGCCCUGAUUAAAACUGAGCCAAAUACUGAACUUCCUGUAUUGCUGCUGGGAAAGUCAUCUGACCUGCGAGCUGGCGAGUUCGUGGUGGCCUUGGGUAGCCUGUUUUCACUGCAGAACACAGUGACGGCAGGCACUGUCAGCACCACACAGCGAGGGCAAGAGCUGGGGCUGAAGGAUUCAGGCAUGGACUAUAUCCAGACGGAUGCCAUAAUUAAUCACGGGAAUUCUGGGGGGCCUCUGGUGAAUUUGGAUGGUGAUGUGAUUGGCAUAAACACACUGAAGGCGACCACAGGAAUCUCCUUUGCAAUUCCCUUGGAUCGCAUUCGACAGAAAGGAAAGGCUGUUUCACAGAAGAAAUAGCUGGGUCUGCACAUGCUGCCCUUCACUAUGAACCUGCUGCAGGAAAUGAAAAGGCAAGAUCCAGAUUUCCGUGAUGUGACCUCUGGAGUUUUUGUAUAUGAGGUGAUUCAAGGAACAGCUGCUGAAAGCUCUGGGCUGAGAGACCAUGAUGUAAUAGUCAGCAUAAACGGACAACCUGUCAUGACAACCGACGUGACUGAAGCUGUUAAGGCCAGUGAUUCCCUUUCUAUCCUGGAUCGUUGGAGAAGUCAAACGUUGGUCCUGACAGUCACACCUGAAAUAAUCCAUUACGUGUCUUGCUUUAAAAAGAAAUGAUCUAACAAAACCAAAGCUUUAUUACCUGGUUUGUAUUGAAGAUGUGCCAAAGGUGGCAAGGGGUUUUAGGAUCUCUUUCUUAGAAAGGAAAAUGAACGCUUUAAAACACAUAUACACACACUCCGGAACCAUUAGGUUGGGGGUGUUAUAACUGCUGCUAAGAAGCAUUCCUAAGGCAAGUGGAAGAAGGACAUGGUGCCAGGAAGUCUGGGGAGCUGAUAAAAUUUUAUUUAAAGACAGGAAACAACUGAAAACAGGCAGAGUUUCUAGUUUAACCUUGACAAAAAGGACACUUCAGUGUUUAAAAACUUCUCUAUAGCCACAAACUGGAUAUAACACAAACAUACACAAACAAAUAGAUAUAUCUACCAAAUAUUAAGAAACAAACUGAAUCCAGAGUAAAAAGGAAAUCACAUUUUUCACAAUAUUCCUUUAUUCAAAUAGUUUUUCAGGUUGUAUCACAUUUGGCCAGGGUUUGUGAAUACAGAGGAUGGGCAUCACCUAGAAGCCACACUGAAACUGACAAAUGUGGAUCAUCACAGAGGAAUGUAAAGAUUCUCAGACUGUCACCUAGCAGUGGAAACAACUUUGAUCCCCAUCACCUUUUCUGUGAGAAGGGCUUCUUCUAUAAAAUACAACAUUUAAUAACUUACAGACUUUUACCUCUUUACCCAAGCUCUUCCUCCUGGAAACAUUAAUGAUUAAUGAUUUUGAGUCUGAAAGCUGCCACAGUUUAUUUUUUAUUUUUAAAGGAAAAUAGCUUUUGAUGGGGCUUGUGAAUAUCCUUAAGGAGAUUUUUUUUUUUUUUUUUUUUUUUUUUGUGAGAUGAAGCAGGAUUUGUGGUUUUAAAGUAGUAUCUUAUUUGGGGUAAGAUUUCAAUUUUAGUUUAUUUUCCAGAUUUUUCUUAGAAGUUUUUUUUUUUCUUUCUUUUUCUUUUUAAAAGGGGGCAUCCUUGAACCCUCUUAAGUUCUAUGCAAAAUUUUAUGUUUCUGUGCAUUUUUCUGGGGAGAAGGUCCAGUUUCUUCAUGACCCACAAUUUAAAAUAUACUGCCUUAGAGUGUAGAGAUUAUAAAUAAGAAUCUAUCAAUUAUUACUGUUAUAAAGAAGGUUAAGGUCAACGUGGUACAGAACUUUCAGGACAAAACAGAAUAACCUGUUUUAACUUUUACAUAAUUGCCACCAUUUAAUACCGUAAGAACAGUGGUCAUAUAAAUCAGAGAUAAUAAAGCUGAAACUCUUAGGAAAACUUCAUAACGAUAGAGCAUAUUCAGAGUUUUUUUUUUUUUUUUUUUUUUUUGCGGUACGCGGGCCUCUCACCGUUGUGGCCUCUCCCAUUGCGGAGCACAGGCUCCGGACGCGCAGGCCCAGCGGCCACGGCUCACGGGCCCAGCCGCUCCGCGGCACGUGGGAUCCUCCCAGACCGGGGCGCGAACCCGGUUCCCCUGCAUUGGCAGGCGGACGCGCAACCACUGCGCCACCAGGGAAGCCCCAGAGUUAUUUUAACUGGGAUUCUUGGUCUUUAUGUCAAUUAUUAUGAGACUAAACUUUGAGCAGUUCUACCUUGAUUGUUUCUAGAAUUUAUAACUUGCCCAAAUAGCAGGCUCUUAGUUUGAUUUACCUUACAAACCCCAUUUUUACCUUAUAUUCUUUUCAACUCAGAUUGCAAGGGAUGGGAACUAAGUUUUAAAAGCCACUUAUAAUUCAGAACAUUUUCUUUUAUUCCCAGUGAUUUGGGAACUCGAAACCUUGGCUGUCUCUUUCCCUAUGACUGAUUGCUAUAGCCCACACUGAGAGAUUUUGGUACCAUGCUUAUUUUGACAGAAUGUGUUCAGUUUCUCUUUGCCCCCCAGAUCACAUCCUAACUCUACCCAGCACUCAGUAGUAAUAUCCUUUAAGGAAGAGUCUGCUUUUCUUUCCAGGGGCCUGAGGCCCCUCAUAUUAUCUUACCUAAUCAUGAAGAACAGAUUUACAGUUACUUUAUGAAAUCUUUUUUUUUUUUAACUAGUCUACAACAUGGGCUCUCUAAACUGGUAAAUACUACUUUUUUGAUAGGAAAAGUCUGCCAAGAGGAUAGCUGAACUCAGCCAUGUUCAGCUAUCCAAAACAUAACUGGAAUGGAAAUUACUGUACUGGAUAUAUUCCCUCUCAGGCAUAAUAAUGAUGAAACAAUAGGGUUUAUUAUCAGGCUCAGUUCAAAUGCUUAGCCUUAAGCACAACAAAUAUAAUUUUGAGUUUCACUCUACCUACUGAAAACACCCAAACGAGCAUUCCAGAUUGGCAACAUUUAUUCUGCAAUUUAAAUUCAGAAAGUCUGAAUUUCAGUGUGUAUUAAAAUCCAUCGCCAUUUCUACUCCUGAAGAUUUUCAUUGGUUCAGCUUCCGAUCUCCACCGCAUGAGGACUCAGGGUCACAAAAGGCACAAGGCUAAAAAUAUUCACUU